Molecule: messenger RNA, 2716 nt
Organism: Pistacia vera
Lineage: Eukaryota; Viridiplantae; Streptophyta; Magnoliopsida; Sapindales; Anacardiaceae
Product: basic helix-loop-helix protein A
Exons: 9
Coding region: 374-2485 (703 amino acids)
Molecular function (GO): protein dimerization activity
Source: RefSeq, a predicted model, not a curated record
CUCAAAGUCAUACACCUUAACUUUCUUUUCUUGUUUUUUCAGUUUCUUCUCUUCGCACCUGCAGGUCUCUUUUUGCUGUAUAACUUCAAGUCUUCUUCAUGGUUUUACCUUACUUUCUCUUUUUCAGUUGGGAUUAAAGGGUUUGAUUUGUAGCUCAGAUCUUGGAGCCUCUUGUUUUGUCUACUUACUCAGCUUGGACACUUCCCGUCUCCCUUUUUCUUUUCUUUUUCUUUUUUUCUUUUUUAUUAUCUUCUUGUCUUUUUUCUUUUAUUUGUUUAUUUUUAUUUUUCAUUUUCGCUCCAAUUUGGAAUUCGUAUAAUUGAGUUUCCAGAGAGUGAAAAAUUGUUUUGGCGGUGAAUAACGGUCGAAAGAAAUGGCUGCCCCGCCGAGUAGCCGGCUUCAGAGUAUGCUGCAAGAGGCGGUGCAAUCAGUUCAGUGGACUUACAGUCUCUUCUGGCAAAUUUGUCCACAGCAAGGGAUCUUAAUAUGGGGAGAUGGGUAUUAUAAUGGAGCUAUUAAAACAAGAAAAACAGUGCAGCCAAUGGAGGUCAGCGCUGAAGAAGCCUCUCUGCAGAGAAGCCAACAGCUUAGAGAGCUUUACGACUCAUUAUCCGCCGGAGAAACUAACCAGCCGGCAAGACGGCCGUGUGCCGCUUUGUCGCCGGAGGACUUGACGGAGUCCGAGUGGUUCUAUUUGAUGUGUGUCUCCUUCACUUUCGCUCCUGGAGUUGGGUUGCCGGGAAAAGCAUAUGCACGGCGGCAACAUGUAUGGCUCACCGGAGCAAACGAGGUUGACAGUAAAACCUUCUCUAGAGCAAUUCUCGCCAAGAGUGCUCGUAUACAGACUGUUGUGUGCCUUCCUCUUCUCGAUGGUGUGGUUGAAUUUGGCACGACUGAAAGGGUUCAAGAGGACCUUGGAUUCAUUCAACAUGUAAAGACUUUCUUCACUGACCACCGCCUCCCAAACCCCCAACCACCAAAACCAGCUCUCUCUGAGCACUCCACCUCCAAUCCCGCCACUUCCUCCGACCACCCACGCUUCCAUUCACAACCCAUCCCAGCCAUGUAUGCCGCCGUGGACCCACCAGCGAAUGCCAACCAAGAAGAAGACGAGGAGGAAGAAGACGAAGAAGAAGACGAGGAGGAAGAAGACGACGACGACGACGAAGAGGAGCACGAGUCUGACUCCGAAGCCGAAACCGGUCGCAACAGCCGGCAGGCCGCAGCUCAAAACCCUCAAGCCGUAGCCCCAGCCGUGGCAGAACCCAGUGAACUAAUGCAGCUGGAGAUGUCUGAAGACAUCCGGCUGGGCUCGCCCGACGACGCCUCGAAUAACCUGGACUCAGAUUUUAAUCUACUGGCCGUGAGCCAAGGAGCUGGGAACCCGGAUGACCACAAGCGGAGAGUUGACUCGUUCAGAGCCGAGUCAAACCGGAGGUGGCCGAUGAUGCCAGAGGCGCCAUUGAGUGGUAGCGGACUUCAACAAGCUCCUUCAGGACCACUUCCACCAGAAGAAUUGACUCAAGAAGACACCCACUAUUCACAAACCGUAUCGACGAUUCUUCAAAAGCAGCCGAGCCCGUGGGCCGACUCAUCGUCCACCGGCUACGUCGCUUACUCCACCCAAUCAGCUUUUGCCAAGUGGACAACUCGCUUGGAUCACCACCUCCCCAUGUCGGUUGAAGGCACAUCGCAAUGGCUCCUCAAGUACAUUUUGUUCAGCGUGCCAUUUUUGCACAACAAAUACCGCGACGAGAACUCGCCCAAGUCGCGUGAGGCCAGUGGCGACGCCGCCUCUAGGUUCCGCAAGGGAACCCCGCAAGACGAGCUGAGUGCCAACCACGUCCUGGCGGAGCGCCGCCGCCGUGAGAAACUCAAUGAGCGGUUCAUCAUUCUGAGGUCACUUGUCCCGUUUGUUACCAAAAUGGACAAAGCUUCAAUAUUAGGUGACACCAUUGAGUACGUGAAACAAUUACGUAAAAAGAUUCAGGAUCUCGAGACGCGUAAUAAGCAAAUGGAGGUCGAUCAACGGUCAAAAUCGGCCGAGUUACAGAGGACUUCUAGCAGUGGGUCAAAGGACCAGAGAAGUGGGCAAACCGUUUUGGACCGAUCCCGGGUAGCACCCGGAUCCGAAAAGAGGAAGUUGAGAAUAGUAGAGGCUAGUGGUGGCGUUGCGAAGCCGAAGUCUGUGGAUUCACCGCCACCCGGAGCGGCAGCAGCAGCGGUGACAACGUCGGUACAGGUGUCGAUCAUAGAGAGUGAUGCAUUGGUGGAAUUGCAAUGUGUGCAUAGAGAAGGGCUGUUGCUUGAUAUAAUGCAAAUGCUAAGGGAACUAUUGAUUGAAGUGACAGCAGUUCAAUCUUCUUUGAAUAAUGGGGUGUUUGUGGCACAAUUAAGAGCCAAGGUGAAGGAUAAUGUAAAUGGGAAAAAGGCAAGCAUUGUGGAGGUGAAGAGGGCAAUACAUCAAAUAAUACCACCCCAGUAAUGACUGACUGGUAUAAAUAGAGAUGAUUAAUUGGGCAGAGUAAUAAUAGUUUAGGGCUGACUUUAUGGUGAUAAAAUUGGGGUUAGACGUAUGGUGUAAAAUGUAGAAUAUUAUGAUUGUGGUUGAGAUGAAAUUAAUGAAUCAACUAAUCAUGCCCCAUCCCCAUCUGUAAUCUAACAAAAUGUACUGCAUAAAAGUGUAAGAAAUGCCAUAUUAUGUUAAAUCAUGUCA